ACCAAGGUCGGAAUUGGCCCCAAAAGAGACGUCAUCCUCAUUCUACUCGGCGAUCAUAACCUCCAUUCGCCACCAGUGGCACAGCAGUAAAUAUGCAGUAAAGUCCUGCGCCAGCGAAGAAGACAACAGGAGGGGACAGAUGAGGCUUUUGGAGUUCGUUCCUUGCGGCCGUCCCGCCGCGCUGCCGGAGGACUCACCGCCGAGCCCACGGCUGCCGGAGGAGGCGGCGCCGGCGAGUCCGAGCCUGAGGGAGGGGAAGGCAGAGGCACCGCUGCUCUCCCAGACGACCAGCGCCAACUCCGAUAAGCGCCGGCGGAGACCGUCCCACGGGACGGCUUCGCCAUGGCGGCCGUCGCUCAUCGCGAUCUCCGAAGACGGCACCCAGGCUGCGACGGCGGCGGUGGCCGCGAAGGGUGGGGUUCGGGGCGGUGGAUCGCGGAAGACGAGUGCCAAAUCACCGGGGAGGAUUCUCCCUCGCAAGGAGCGAGGCGACUACUGGCACUAUGGAGUUCCCACAGUCGUGCCUGCAGUGCCUACAUUUGCUCCGACUGCCUUCCUGUUCUGAAGCUCUCCCCCGGUCCGUAUGCCAAGAAUCAGAAGCAAAAAGUCUCAUGCCAUGUUGACAACAACGGAAAAUUGAGCCUUGAUAUAUUGUUUCACAGUAUUGCAAAUUUUUAGUGCUUCCGUACAUUAUACCAUUGUUUUAUUAUUUCCUUUUUUUUUCUUCUCUCUCUCUCUCUCUCUCUGUCUCUCUACUUGCUUAUCAUGUAAUGUUGAAGUCAACUGCUCGGAAUUCCCUGAGGGAAUAAAACCACAAUGUAUGAUUUAUGAUUUCGAACCCUUCAGUUCGAACGAUAUGGCACAAGGGAGUCGGAGAUUAUUGCGCUAUGAAAAUUUAAUUAUUUCCAA
Messenger RNA from Elaeis guineensis (African oil palm), 909 nucleotides. RefSeq lists its product as uncharacterized. The record is from RefSeq and is a predicted model, not a curated record. NCBI's taxonomy places the organism in Eukaryota, Viridiplantae, Streptophyta, Magnoliopsida, Arecales, Arecaceae.